CGGAUCGAGGUCCGAGAAGGAUCCGUUAUAAAAACGGCUCGUUGGUCCCGCAGAGCUCUCUGAGUUCAUCCAGAGGACCCGGGGCUCGUUGGACGCUGCUGCGGGAAACAAUGCUCCUAAAGACCGCGCUGAGAGCGCAGGCUCUCCGGAGCAGCGGCGUCUUCUCCGGAUCUCUCAAAGUUCUGCAGAGACCGUGGAUCCGGACCCGGACCCCGACGCAUCCAGGACUCUGCGCGGCGAGUCGUGGCAUUCAUGUGGACUCUCCACCCAUCAUCCCGACUCUCACGACCAGCUACGCCCACGGCACGUCUACCUCAUCUCUGCGCAACACUACAGUCGGAGAUUCCCUGCUGCAGACUGUGGAGCGCUGGCCGGACCGAGAGGCUGUGAUCUUUGUAGGAGACGGAGUCCGCAAGACCUUUGCACAGCUUCAGCAGGAUGUGGAUCAGGUUGCAGCAGGGCUGCUGGCACUUGGUCUGCAGAAAGGAGACCGUCUCGGGAUGUGGGCACCCAACAUUUAUGAAUGGGUCCUGGUCCAGUUUGCCACAGCCAGAGCCGGCAUCAUAAUGGUGACGGUGAACCCAGCGUACCAGGUGCAGGAGGUGGAGCACAUUUUGCGAGCGUCUGGGUGCAAAGCCGUCGUGUGCCGUGCGCAGUUCAAGACUCAGAACUACAGCGACAUGCUGAGAGAGUUGUGUCCGGGGAUCGAGUUGUCGAGCCCGGGGGACACCAGGAGUGUCAGACUCCCCGACCUCCGCUCUGUGAUCCUUUUGGACAGUCGACAACAAGGGAUGUUCCACUUUGAGGACGUGAUGCAGGCCGGCAGCAGCACGUUCAUGCAGCUGCUCCAGGACCUGCAGAAGAAGAUCUCCUUUGACGACCCCAUAAACAUCCAGUUCACUUCGGGAACAACCGGGCUGCCAAAGGGUGCGACCUUGUCUCAUCACAACAUCGUCAACAACGCCUACUUUGUGGGGAAGAGAGUGGGAUUCAGCUGGAACCCUCUCAAUCGCAUCUGCGUCCCCGUGCCGCUGUACCACUGCUUCGGCUGCGUGGGGGGGGCGCUGUGCAUGGCCGUGCACGGCGUGACCGCGGUCUUUCCCUCCGCCGGGUACGACGGAAAGGCCAACUUGGCGGCUCUGGAGAGCGAACGGUGCACCUUCAUCUACGGCACCCCCACCAUGUAUAUCGAUAUGAUCAACCAGCCGGACUUUGCUAAAUAUGACUUGUCCUCAGUCCAGUCGGGCAUCAUCGGUGGCUCCCCGAGUCCUUCAGAACUCGUGAAGAAGGUCAUUUCUGAGAUGGGCGUCAAGGAGCUGAACAUCGUGUACGGCACAACGGAGAACAGCCCCGGGACCUUCUGCCAGUCGCCGACGGACAACAUGGAGAGGAAGUCAGAGACCGUCGGCUUCGUCUUGGACCACGUGGAGGCUAAAGUCGUGGACCCUACAACGGGUCAGGUGGUGCCACUCGGGACGACGGGGGAGCUCCAGAUCCGCGGCUACUGCGUGAUGUUGGGUUACUGGGGCGACGAGGCCAAAACACGAGAGACCAUCACCGAGAGCGGCUGGUACAAGACCGGAGACCUCGCCACCAUGGACGCGUUCAGCUACUGCCGCAUCGUGGGCCGAAUUAAGGACAUGAUCAUCAGGGGAGGAGAGAACAUUUACCCGACGGAGAUCGAACAGCUCCUGCAAACGCACCCCAAAAUCAAGGAGGUGCAGGUGGUCGGAGUCCAGGACACCCGUUUGGGCGAGGAGGUGUGCGCCUGCAUCCGGCUGGUAGACGGCGAGCAGUGCACCGCGGAGGAAAUCAAAGCCUUCUGCAAAGGACAAAUCUCGCACUUCAAGAUCCCUCGCUACUUCCUGUUUGUGACCAGCUACCCGAUGACCGGCACUGGAAAGAUCCAGAAGGUUAAACUACGCGAGGAGGCGGAGCUUCGGCUCGGACUCAGACAACCGAGAGAACCCGAACUCUAAAUAACAGAACAUGAAGCUGUGUGUGUGAGUUCCUUCCAGAUGGUCUUCAGGUGUUCCAUCCUGUGUGUGUGUGUGUGUGACUCCAUCCUGUGUGUGUGUGUGUGACUCCAUCCUGUGUGUGUGUGUAUGACUCCAUCCUGUGUGUGUGUGUGUG
This is a messenger RNA of Cyclopterus lumpus (lumpfish), 2133 nucleotides long. It is a transcript of the gene acsf2, whose product is annotated as acyl-CoA synthetase family member 2. Gene Ontology annotation, biological process: fatty acid metabolic process. NCBI's taxonomy places the organism in Eukaryota, Metazoa, Chordata, Actinopteri, Perciformes, Cyclopteridae. The transcript has 16 exons. Gene Ontology annotation, molecular function: medium-chain fatty acid-CoA ligase activity. Bases 111 to 1979 code for a protein of 622 amino acids. The record is from RefSeq and is a predicted model, not a curated record.